Messenger RNA from Nylanderia fulva, 1711 nucleotides. RefSeq names its product Pseudouridine synthase 10 (gene Pus10). NCBI's taxonomy places the organism in Eukaryota, Metazoa, Arthropoda, Insecta, Hymenoptera, Formicidae. Gene Ontology annotation, biological process: tRNA pseudouridine synthesis. The record is from RefSeq and is a predicted model, not a curated record. Gene Ontology annotation, molecular function: RNA binding; pseudouridine synthase activity.
GUUUCUCUUUGAUUCUAUGCAUAGUGGCAUAUAGGCGAAUCCCCCAGAUGCGUUAACAGUCAUACAGAAAAAGAAAGAAGAAAGAAGAUUCUAUUCAUAAACAUAAGGCCUUGGAAAAUAAAUAUUUUGAUUACUACAAACUACAAUGUAUACUAUUUCAGCAGAAGAGGAGAAAAAAAUUCUUCACUUUUUACAAUCGCAAGGAUGUUGUUUGAGAUGUUGCUUACGAUUUAUUGGAUAUCGUACAUCAGAUUGUUAUUGCAAACCUUUUGAAUUUGCGACACAAAUUGACAGUUUUGAUAUAAAAGAUUAUACUUCUUUGGAAGAAACACCUUGUAUUGUGUGUGUAGGAAUACUUCAAGAUAAGACACAAGAAAAAGUAAUUAGAAAGGUAAUAGAAGAAGUAAACAAAAAAGGUUAUGAUUGUACAACUUUUACCUGUGCAUUGACUGUUCCUAUAUCAGUGAAACUCAGAGAACAUAUAUUGUAUGCUCAUAUGUCUAAAGAACUGGGAAUUCACAAAUCCGUUAUAGAUUCUCUUAGAACAAGAUUACAAAAUAUCAAAGAUGCUUGGAAAUCAUUUAUGAUUCCAAAACUGGAACAUGCUAUGAAAAAAUGUGCAGAUUUGUUGACACCAUCACCUUUCCUCAUCGAGAUUUUCUUAAUGUAUGCCAAUGAUGAGAUAAUAUUAAAAAAAUUAAUAAACAAAUAUAAAGAGGGUAAUAAUAAACAGAAGAAAAGAAAAUACAAUGAUAAUAUAUUUAGUAAGAGGAAUAUUGAAACUUUACUCACUGAAACAACAGAUGAACAACUUGUUCAACACUUUACACUCUCACAAAUUCUAUCGGAAACAUUUGUUUCUGUAGAGAAUAUUUUAUGUUCUCAUAGCAGUAUUUUUAUAGGAGGAUGUUAUAACAAAUUUUCAAGAAAACUCAGUCAGACUCCAUGGUUCAUAAAUGGUGAGAAAAAAGUGGAUACCUCAGUUCAAGACUUGUUAUGCAAUCCUAUUGCUGAAACUGUAAAGGCAGAAUCAAUUAAAUUUUUAUCAUCAGGAAGAGAAGAUGUUGAUGUACGAAACAUAUAUGGUGGUCGACCAUUCGCAGUUGAGCUACUAAAUCCUCAUAUGACAAAUAUUACAAAUGAACUUUUAAAACAUUUAGCUGCUAAUAUCAAUCAACUAACUAAGCAGGUCCAAAUAACAUCAGGUUUAAAAGUUCUUUCAAGGCCUGAUUUGAGAAAACUUAAGGAAGGAGAAAAUGUUAAAACAAAGUUUUAUCGAGCAUUAUGUAUUUGUCAAAAUGUGAACGGCGACAUUUUGCCACAAUUGGAAGAUCUAAAUAAAUUGAAGAAUAUCAAAAUCAUUCAGAAAACGCCAAUAAGAGUGUUGCAUAGGCGGCCUUUAAAUCCACGAACACGCAUUAUUUAUGAGAUGCGUGUACGUUGGGCAAAGCCGCACGAACUGAAAUUAUUACAAAAUUCCGUUGAGAGCACCAACAUGUUUUUCAUUCUCGAUGUCAAAACGCAAGCAGGUACAUAUGUAAAGGAAUUCGUACAUGGUGAUUUUGGUAGGACUAAGCCAAGUUUAUGUGAUUUACUUAAUACUGAAGUGGAUAUUGUAGCAUUAGAUGUCACAGGUAUUAAUUUGCAAUGGCCAUAACAAUGAGUUAAUUAAUUAAUUGAUACUUUUGAUAUUACAUUUAAUAAAAAUUAC